UGUACAACUCCUUGUCUUCCUCUUUUUUUCGGUCAUUCGCUUUUGGUUUUCUGCUCCUGAUUGUGUUUACUCCUUCCUGCCCCCUCCCAUUCAUCUGCUUUUGCAAUCUCUCCAUCUACAAAGAGCAGGCAAAGCGACAGCAACAUCAUUCUGCCUUAUCAUGGAAAUACAGUGACACAAUACAAGGGACACAAGAAAAGCAAGAGCAACACCCUGUCUCCGGGUCUUGUAUCCAUACGACUAGUCACAGAUUCUGGACAUGUCAAUCAUGGAAGAAGCUGGCGUCCAGAAACCUGUUUGGGAUGGAGAUGCCAAAGCUGUUCAGCAAUGCCUAACGGAUAUUUUUACAAGUGUAUAUACCACCUGCGAUAUCCCUGAAAAUGCCAUUUUUGGCCCCUGUGUGCUGAGUCACACUUCCCUGUACGACAGCAUAGCUUUCAUCGCUCUCAAGUCUACAGACAAGAGGACUGUACCCUACAUAUUCAGGGUGGACACUUCAGCUGCAAAUGGCUCCUCCGAGGGACUAAUGUGGCUCCGUCUGGUUCAGUCAGCAAGGAACAAAGAAGAGCAGAAUUUGGAAGCCUACAUCAAAAACGGGCAGUUGUUUUAUAGAUCACUGCGUAGGGUUGCUAAAGACGAGGAACUCUUGGUUUGGUAUGGAAAGGAACUGACUGACCUUCUACUUCUGAGCCCCACAAGCAGGACCCCUGUAAAAAACACAGUUUCAUCCCAAUCAAUAUGCCUGGAGUGCAACCAGAAGUUUCAGUUUGAAUUCCCCUUUGUGGCUCACGUAAGGUUCCGAUGCCCCAAAAGACUCCAAGGCUCGGAUUCGAAUUUAGAACACGCAAGCAAGGACAACAGAGAGUUGGAGCCUCGAAACACCAUGUCAGCUUCAGCCAAAUACAACAAACUGACCUUCUAUCAACCUCAAAAGGAAAACCACAAACCUACAACAGACUUUCACAAUCUGGCAAGGGACAUGGAAAAUGUCAGGGGAUCUUCCUCUUCAUUCAGUUCCUUGCCUAACAAGGCAAACUUGACACGGCAAGACCCAGAUUCCACGCCUGAUGGCCUUCACAGAGCCAAGAGGAAAUAUGAUGAAAAUCAAGAAGAAAGUAGAUCUAAAAAGAGUGAUGUCUCUGGUAGGUUCUUGGACAGACCAAUACCUUCCUCUAAAGAGGAUUUAGUUUGUAGCCCUCAGCCUUUCAGAACCAGCUCCUAUUAUAAUUUGGAAGAAAGUGGACAGUUAUUUGCACCACCUAGUCCAGAAACAGGGGAAGCCAAAAGAAGCGCCUUUGUAGAGGUGAAAAAAACCUCUAGAGGAGUUGAAGACCUUAACGCUGAGCAUAAAUCCAUGUCCCCAUCCCAUUCCAAUAGUCCAAGUGAGCCUAAGCGGCUGCAGGUGAGACCAGAGAACCAGGCUGGGGAACGUUCCCCUAUAACUAGUGCAUUCAGCAGCGUACCCCAGAUGACAAACCUGGAGCAGGAGAGAAAAAGCGCAUUCUCCCAACCAACUAGAAGUGGCUUCAAUCACAUUUCACCUCUGCAGGUCAUGGGUCAAAAAAUAAUAUCCAGUGGAAUUAAUUUAGAUUGUCCAGGAGAAAACGUGGGUACAGCUAGGCUCUUCCAACCUGAUCCUCUGUCAGUGAAGCUUCAGAGCCCGGAAAUAAAUGGCAACUGCACACUACAGGGCAGCUUGCCCAAACAAAGUCCUUUCCUCUUUGCCACCACGUUCUGGCCCAAAAGUUCAGCAGGUCCUCUCCAGCUGCAGAUGCCCUCAACUCUCACCUUGUUACCCCCAUCCUUCACUUCCCUCUGCUUGCCAGCGCAAAACUGGUGUGCCAAAUGUAAUGCGUCCUUCAGAAUGACCUCGGAUUUGGUAUAUCACAUGAGGUCCCACCACAAAAAGGAAUAUGCAAUGGAGCCUCUAGUAAAGAGGAGGAGGGAAGAGAAGCUAAAGUGCCCCAUUUGCAAUGAGUCCUUCAGGGAACGCCACCACCUGUCCAGGCAUAUGACCUCUCAUAACUAGGUCUGUGUUAUACCACAAGUGAUGGACCUCUAAAUACUCCCACAGUUUUACGCUGGGGCAUGAGCUUUGAACGCAAAUGUGUGAGGGUAUUUUCCUCUCUAAAUGCACGCAUUUUCACUUUCCAAAAGUACAUUUUUAAAAAUGUCAUAUAUAUUGCAGCAUAUUGAUGCAUUUGUCAUAUCUUUUUACUUAAAUUAUUAAGCACUUAUGGUUUAGGUGUAAUAUCAAUAAUUAUAUGUAUUUUUUUGUUGUUAUGAUUUUUUCCUAUUUUGGAUAACAAAGAUUAUAUGGGUGGGCAUAGUUCCUUUGUGUAAUUCCUCACAACAUUCGUGUUCCUACCAGAUCAGUAUAAAUAUUAUUAUUACAGAGGACUCUCUAGUUAUGGAGGAGAUGCAUGGACAAUACAUCACCGCAUAAUCAUGGACUCCAAAUAGAACCUCAUCAACUUGUUUCCUAUCAAUGCAAAAAACAUGUUAUAUUGUGACAGUGAAAUGAAGUAUAAUCCCCUUUUCUUUGUUUUUUUCUGUCCCACCAUCCCGAUUUGGAAAAGAAGGGAUUUAUUACACUUUAUAGGUUAUCUGGGUAUGUUGGAUGCUUUGACAAUAAAUGACUUUAUUUUCUGCAAAA
This is a messenger RNA of Xenopus tropicalis (tropical clawed frog), 2656 nucleotides long. It is a transcript of the gene prdm8, whose product is annotated as PR domain containing 8. Gene Ontology annotation, cellular component: nucleoplasm; nucleus. The record is from RefSeq and is marked validated. Lineage: Eukaryota; Metazoa; Chordata; Amphibia; Anura; Pipidae.